Sitophilus oryzae (rice weevil) is the source of this 2146-nucleotide messenger RNA. RefSeq names its product acyl-CoA dehydrogenase family member 9, mitochondrial (gene Egm). The record is from RefSeq and is a predicted model, not a curated record. The transcript has 9 exons. Bases 144 to 2060 code for a protein of 638 amino acids. Lineage: Eukaryota; Metazoa; Arthropoda; Insecta; Coleoptera; Curculionidae. Gene Ontology annotation, molecular function: flavin adenine dinucleotide binding; acyl-CoA dehydrogenase activity.
ACUUCAUGACACUCGCCGCUGACCGCAACUAUCCGCAACUCUGAACUCUGACAUUUUAAGAGGUUAUGUUGGGUUAUGAGUUUUUAAAUUACUUAUAAAAUACCAGUAAGGUGUUUUUCGGUUCAUUUUUACUUUAAAUAUCAAUGUUUAAUAUGUUUUGCUUAAGACAACAUUUGAAUAGAACUUACUUACCUAAAUCUUUCCUCUUUAAAUACUCGACAUCAAUCAAACCUAUUUCAAAAGAAAACGAAGAACAUUACGAAAAAGAGUUGAAACAGUUUGAAACUUUGACGAAUAUAACGAAAAGAACAAGGCAGAAAAAAUCUCAAAGACCACCGUUUGUUAAAAAUCUUCUUCUAGGUACUUUCGAUACUGAAAUAUUAACUUUUCCACAAUUAGAAAAAGAGGAAGUACAAAAUGUGGAAAAGGAGACUGAUAAUUUGGGAAAAAUUUUGAAACAGAAACAUAUGAUAGGUGCAAAUUCGCUGUCUAAUAAAAAUUUUAGACAAAAUUUAUCUGAUGUUAAGGCGAUAGGACUUCAAGCGUCCCAGUUUUUAGAUGGACGCGAAUCGACGCCAUUAGAAGUUAUGAAAUAUUUGCAGGUGUUUUCUGAACAUCGUUUAGGGGAUAGUAUUAUUCACCACGAACAAUUGGGACUGCAGACAUUAGUAAAAUACGGUAGCGAAUUGCUUCAAAAGAAAUAUUUGUAUCCAGUUAUAAAAGGAGAAAAGUUGUUAGCUUUUUGUUUAAAUGAAAACAAAAUUAAUGAUAUUCAGGGUUUAAAUACUAAAGCAGAACUGUCAAAAGACAAAAAAUAUUGGAUUUUAAAUGGACAGAAAUCCUAUGUUGUAAAUGGUAUAUCUGCUGACUAUUUAAUAGUUUUCGCUCUUACUGAUGUUGUGAUAAAGGAUUCGGGUAAAGAAGUAAAACUAACAGGAUUUUUGGUUGAGAAGGACUUUCAAGGAGUUAAAUGGGAGAAAAUAGAGGGCAGCGAUAUUGAGUUGGCAAAUAUAGUUUUUGAAAAUACUGAAGUACCUUGUGAAAAUGUUAUUGGUGAAGUAAAUAAUGCAGAAGGUAUAAUCAAUACAAUCAUAACUGAUUUUCGAUUAAGUUGCGGGGCUGCUUGUUCAACUCUAACGAAAAACCUAAUAAAUAAAUUACUAAACAAAAUUCUUGAGGAUUCUAGUGAUAAUUUAGAGUUAUACAAAACACAAACUGAAAGAUAUAAACUUGGAGAGCUUGCAGCGAAUCUUUAUGCAGCCGAAAGUGCUGCUUAUUUAACAGCUGGAUUGCAAGACUGGUACGAAAAUCAAGAUACUGCUGUGGAGAGCGCUAUCGUUAAGGUGUUGUCAUCAGAAGCAGCAUACAAUGCUUCCACUAUUUGUUUAGAUGCCGUUGGACUAUCUGCAGUGUCUAAAAAUCACUGGACAAGAACGCUUCAUGAAAAGGCAAUUGAUUAUCUGACAUUAUACGAAACUAAUGAAAAUCAAAGACUGUUUAUAGCUUUAACGGGAUUACAACAUGCCGGGUUGAGUCUCGCUGAAAAAAUUAAGAAAAUUCGCAAUCCACUAUUCCACGGUGCAUUUACCUUAAUGAGAGCUUUUGCUGGCCAAAGAGAUUUGACAGAUGACCCCAAAUUGAAUUUAGGUUUAAAGCAUUAUUUACAUCCCUCUCUGGGACCAGCUUCUGAGCAUUUGGAGUAUGGAAUUAAAAGAUUGGAAUUUGCCACAGAAAAUAUUCUCUCUAAAUACGGAUUGGAAGUUAUUAAUGAACAUGUUGAUCUGUGUCGCUUAGCUAAUGUGAUUAUAGAGUGUUAUGCAAUGACUGCAGUUUUAGCACGUGCUUCUAGAUCAUAUUGUAUAGGACUUCAGAAUAGUGAUUGUGAGUUGUUAUUAGCUGCGGCAUAUUGUAAUGCGGCAAAGGAUCGCGUUCAGAAGACUGUUAUAUCGCUCUACAGUUAUGUUCAUAAGAAUAUUGAUCAAAAUGUUAUUGACGUAGGCAAGCAAAUGACGAAAAGAGGUGAAUACUUUAUAAAAAAUCCUUUAACUAGAAAUUUCUAACCUUAGUUUAGUUAUUUGUAAGAUGUACAAAAUAUAUUUAUUGUAAAUAAUGUCUGAAAUAAAACUUUUUAUUAAGUAACAUAAUC